Phaeodactylum tricornutum CCAP 1055/1 is the source of this 744-nucleotide messenger RNA. RefSeq lists its product with no specific name. Gene Ontology annotation, cellular component: Swr1 complex. Lineage: Eukaryota; Bacillariophyta; Bacillariophyceae; Surirellales; Neidiaceae. The annotation marks the transcript as partial. Gene Ontology annotation, molecular function: ATP binding; histone binding; ATP hydrolysis activity. The transcript is spliced from 2 exons. The record is from RefSeq and is a predicted model, not a curated record.
CUCCGGAAAUACCAGCAAGUUGGGCUCAAUUGGUUAGUGUCCUUGCAGACUAGACGGCUGAACGGAAUUUUGGCAGAUGAGAUGGGCUUGGGAAAGACACUCCAGACAAUAUCGCUGUUUUCGUAUCUGGCUUCAUACAAAGGUAUAUGGGGACCCCACCUCGUGGUUGUUCCGACUUCUGUCAUCGUGAAUUGGGAGACUGAGCUCAAACGAUUUUGCCCGGCGUUGAAAGUUCUUUGCUACUACGGUCCAGCAAAGCGGCGUAAGGAGCUACGAACAGGCUGGACAAAGUCAAAUUGGUAUCAUGUUGUAAUCACAUCAUAUCAGCUGGCCGUCCAGGAUGCCUUUGCCUUCAAGCGCAAACGUUGGUACUAUAUGGUUCUUGACGAAGCGCAAAAUAUCAAAAAUUUCCAGAGUCAACGCUGGCAAACACUAAUAAAUUUCAACACCCAGCGUCGUCUCCUGCUGACAGGUACACCUCUUCAAAACAACCUGAUGGAGCUUUGGUCCCUGCUACAUUUUCUCAUGCCGUAUAUCUUCCGUUCCCGCAAGGAGUUUUCUUACUGGUUCGCCAACCCGAUGAAUGAUAUGAUUGAAGGAAGUGGAGCCAAAAAUAACGAUGUUGUUAGUCGUCUGCAUGGGAUCAUUCGCCCUUUUGUCCUUCGGCGACUGAAGAAAGACGUAGAAAAGCAGAUGCCUGGAAAGUUCGAACAUAUCGUUAAAUGUCAGCUAUCGCGACGACAG